Molecule: messenger RNA, 1256 nt
Organism: Aspergillus alliaceus
Lineage: Eukaryota; Fungi; Ascomycota; Eurotiomycetes; Eurotiales; Aspergillaceae
Product: phosphoglycerate mutase family protein
Exons: 5
Coding region: 80-1039 (319 amino acids)
Cellular component (GO): cytoplasm
Molecular function (GO): phosphatase activity
Source: RefSeq, a predicted model, not a curated record
ACCUGACAAUCCUCUUGUGAAAAAGCCACUAUAGCAUCUUACUGUUGCUCGUGACAACGGUGCUAUAAUUACUUUGACAAUGACAUCGAAAUCUAUCCCUUCAGACUUCCACUUCAAAUUCUCAACAGUGACUGGCUAUUUCCUCCAAGAUGAGCCAGAUACUGAUCCUGAAAACUUCGACUAUGUGACAUCCAAUUUCGGCCUCAUACCUCGAAACUACGACACCGAGUUAGACCCAGAAGGUCACAAAACCCAAUGGGAACGCUUCGAACACCACCUUAACAGAUUAAACCGGGACAGCAGCCCCGACACGCAAUUCAAACUCCUCUUCCUAGGCCGACACGGAGAGGGGGUGCACAAUGUCGCGGAAAGAAAAUACGGCACCGAACUCUGGGAUUGCUACUGGUCUCUCCAGGACGGCGACGAAACCGGCACCUGGGUCGACGCCCGUCUCACAGAUCUAGGAAUCUCCCAAGCCCAAACAGCAAACAAGGCCUGGAAAGCGCAAAUCCAGAACAAAAUCCCCGCUCCCCAAUCAUACUACGUGAGCCCCCUGAACAGGUGUCUAGCUACCGCCAGCGUCACCUUCAAGGGCCUCGGUUUACCACACACGGAGCCAUUCCGGCCGGUGAUCAAGGAGCUCCUCCGCGAAACUCUCGGCCUUCAUACCUGUGACAGCCGCUCCAGCAAGGCAGCCAUCGAGCAGGAAUACCCGCUGUACCGAUUCGAAGACGGCUUCGCGGAAGAAGACCCCCUGUAUGACCCGAAGCUACGAGAAUCUGACUCGGCGCGCGAUGCCCGGCUCCGGGAUCUACUGCUGGAUAUCUUUGCGCGGGAUGAGAGUACGGUCGUCUCUUUGACGGCGCAUUCGGGUGCUAUCACGAGUAUCUUAGAGGUGGUGGGACAUCGGCGGUUUGCGUUAAUGACGGGGGCUGUUAUUCCGGUUCUGGUUCGGGCGGAGAGGGUUGCUGGGCCGAAGCCGCCGAUGAGGGUUGAGUCGCCUUCUGGUGCGCCGGCUUGUCGGGAGGGGGUGCUUUAGAUGGUUGAGCGUAGUUUGGGCUUGAUAUUUUUAUAGAGGGCUAGGUGGUCAUAGAAGUGGGUGUUGUUGUGACCAUAGAUUCGCUAUUCUGAAAGGGAUGUGAUUGAUGAGAGAGCAUGCUGAUAUAUGUAGUAUAUUUCAAUAUUGUACACGUGGUGAGCUCUGUCCACUACAAGCUCCUUGAAAAUUUGGUCCGUCCUAGAUAGCACUUAACUGA